GUGACUUUUGUGUCACAUGACGACGCCCUGUUCCACUCAGCUAACGCUAACAAAAUGGCAGCCUUCUUACAGUGGAGGAAAUUUGUCUUCUUCGACAAAGACACGGUGAAGGAUCCGGUGGAUAAUGGGAAGAACUGUGUUCUUCCGAGCGGAGUCUCGGCCUGUGACUCGGGCCGUGGCCACAUCGUCCUGGGAGAUAUGGAUGGCAAGAUCUGGCUCAUGACGCGCUCCCUGCAGCUGACCUUUUUUCAGGCCUACAAGCUGCGAGUGACACACCUUUACCAGCUGAAGCAGCACAGCAUCCUGGUGUCAGUGGGGCAGGAUGAACAAGGAAUAAACCCUCUAGUAAAGGUCUGGAACCUAGACAAGAGAGACAGUGGAAAUCCUCUCUGCACCAGGAUUUUUCCUGCGAUUCCUGGCAACAAACCGACUGAAGUGUCUUGCCUCGGUGUGCACGAGAACCUCAACUUCAUGGCCAUCGGCUUCACAGAUGGCAGUGUGGUUUUGACCAAAGGUGACAUCACCAGGGAUCGCCACAGUAAGACUCUAACACUGCACGAGGGGAGCAGCCCAGUCACUGGCCUCGCCUUCCGCCAAGUGGCAAAGGUCACACAUCUGUUUGUUGCCACUCUGGAGAAGGUUCAUUGCUACACCCUGUCCAUCAAGGAGUAUCCAAAAGUUGAGCUUGAUACACAUGGCUGUGGACUCCGCUGCUCCUCGCUUGCAGAUCCUUCCCAGGAUUCCCAGUUCAUUGUGGCUGGUGAUGAAUGCGUGUACCUGUAUCAGCCCGAUGAGCGAGGGCCCUGCUUCGCCUUCGAUGGACACAAGCUACUCGCCAAGUGGCACCGAGGUUACCUGUUUUUACUCAUCAGGGAUGCAAAGUCACCAAACAAGGCAGGGUUUGGUAGCAGGGAGAGCUCUCCAUCAGAAAAACAGCUUCUCACCAUCUAUGACCUGGACAACAAGUUCAUCGCCUACAGUUCCUCUUUUGAUGAUGUCGUCGAUGUGGUGGCAGAGUGGGGCUCCUUUUACAUCCUAACCAGGGAUGGAAAAAUGUUUGUUCUUCAAGAGAAAGACACACAGACCAAGCUGGAGAUGCUGUUUAAAAAGAACCUGUUUGUGAUGGCCAUAAACCUGGCUAAGAGCCAGCACCUGGACAGUGACGGCCUGUCAGAGAUCUUCAGGCAGUAUGGGGACCACCUCUAUUUAAAGGGAGACCAUGACGGUGCCAUCCAGCAGUACAUUCGCACCAUUGGGAAACUGGAGCCAUCGUACGUUAUCAGGAAAUUUCUGGACGCACAGAGGAUCCACAACCUGACGGCAUAUCUGCAGGCCCUGCACAGGCAGUCACUGGCUAACGCAGACCACACCACACUGCUGCUGAACUGUUACACAAAGCUGAAGGACAGCUCCAAGCUGGAGGAGUUCAUUAAGAGUAGUGACAGUGAGGUCCACUUUGAUGUGGAGAUUGCCAUCAAGGUUCUAAGGCAGGCCGGCUACCACAGUCACGCUGUUUUCUUGGCUGAGAAGCACAUGCACCAUGAAUGGUACCUGAAGAUCCAGCUGGAGGACCUCAAGAAUUAUCAGGAAGGGCUACGUUACAUCGGACGUUUGCCUUUUGAACAAGCUGAAAGCACCAUGAAGCAUUACGGCAAGACGCUGAUGCACCAUGUUCCUGAAGGCACCACACUGCUCCUGAAGGGCCUGUGCACCACCUACCAGCCCAGUGGAGACGCUGGUGAAAAAGGCAGCCCAGAGAGGAGUCGCGUCAAUAAGGCCAACUCUGAGGAAUUCAUCCCAGUUUUUGCAAACAACCCUCGAGAACUGAAAGCCUUCCUGGAGCACAUGAUCGAGGUGGACCCCCGUUCUUCCCAGGGUGUGUAUGACACACUGCUGGAGCUCCGGCUGCAAGACUGGGCACAUGAACAGGACCCAGAGAGAAAAAAGGUCCUGCAGGGGGAGGCGGUGUCACUGCUGAGGAGUGACCACACUGUGUUUGACAAAGCCCUGGUCCUGUGCCAGAUGCACAACUUCAAAGAAGGCGUCCUCUACCUUUAUGAGAAGGGCAAACUGUACCAGCAGAUAAUGCACUACCACAUGCAGAAUGAAGAGUAUGGAAAAGUGGUAGAGGCCUGCAAGCGCUAUGGGGAUCAAGAGGGUUGCCUCUGGGAGCAGGCACUUGGAUACUUUGCUAGAAAAGAAGAGGACUGCAAGGCCUACAUCAGUGAGGUCCUACAUCAUAUCGACCAAAACAACCUGAUGCCUCCCUUACUUGUGGUGCAGACACUGGCACACAACUCGACGGCCACUCUCUCCGUCAUCAAGGACUACCUCAUCAACAAGCUGCAGAGGGAGAGCCAGCAGAUAGAGGACGAUGAACGCAAAAUCUGCCAGUACCGAGAGGAAACUGCUCACCUCCGUUCUGAGAUCCAGGAGCUCAAAACAAGUGCCAAGAUAUUCCAGAAGACCAAGUGCAACAUGUGCAACAGUCCCCUGGAGCUGCCCUCUGUUCAUUUCCUGUGCAGUCACUCCUUCCACCAACACUGCUUCGAAAGCUACGCUGAGAGUGAGGCUGAGUGCCCAACGUGCACCCCUGAGAACCGAAAAGUCAUGGACAUGCUGCGUGCACAGGACCAGAAACGCGACCUGCACGACCACUUCAGCAGACAGUUACGCAGCUCCAACGAUGGUUUCUCAGUGGUGGCUGACUAUUUUGGUCGAGGAGUGUUCAACAAACUGACUCUGGUCACUGACCUGCCUGGCAGCAAAACAGUCGGGAAUCUAGAAGUCAACCUGCAGAGAGACCUGCUCAUCCACACCAAGAGGAACUGCUAGAACCCUCAGUCCGUAAUCACAGUGUGAUUCCUGCUGGAGCUGGAGCUCUAUCUCCAGCUUCGACCACGUGCUUUGUUGCGGGGGUGCCACUUUAUUCAGCAGAGAAUGCAUUUGCCUGCUUUUAGUACCUGUUGUGGACCUGUUAGCAUAAUUGUGUUCGUAGUCUGUGUCAUGAUUCACUGGAGACUGCAUAAAUGUACUUAGAUUUAAAACAUGCAAAACCUCGCUCAACGAUAACUUGGAGAAUUCUGCUUUGGAUUCUUUGCUUGUAGUCAUGUGAUCUUACACAGAACCUUCAAAAACAGUUGAACCAGCUACCAUUAAUACUUUAUUUUGAUGGCUUUCACACUAUCUUAAUAAUUAACAAUAAAUAAAGUCAUUAUUAAGUGUAUUUUCUCCCCUGGCUGUAUUGGUUUUGCGGCUGUCACCUGCCAGUCUAGCCUUUUAAAAAUACACAGAACUUGUAUGAUGACAUCGAUUAUCAGUUUAUAUUACAUCGCAAGAAACUAGGACAUGGGAAAACCUUCAGUACCCUAGCAGCUAGGGUAUUGAAGGUUGGGCCCAGCUCAUCUAUGAUUCACUGGUUCCUGAGCCUGACUGUGUCUGAGACACUCUACAUUAUCUGUUUCAUCUGCAUGCUUAUAAUGUCUUGGCUCCUUGGGGUAUGUACUUUAACUGAAGCUUAUUUGCACUGAUGCUUCAGCCUCUCCACAUAAACAUGUUAUUUACAUGGUGGAACCUGCUCUGUGAUGCUCUCACCUCAGAAAUCACAUUGGCCCCUGAGUGCAGUUACAUGGAGGGUGGGGACUUCUUCCAAAGCUUCUGUUCCUCCUCUGUAGUGUUCUGAGAGGAGAGCCUCUUUGCUCUAGACACAUACUUUCUUUAACAUACAUAACAAUAUCAGUGAUGGGUACUAUAAGUAGUUGCAUGCAAAAUAAGCCAAAAUUUGUCUUCUUGGCCAGUGGGUUCACUCAGGUGACCGAGGCUGAAGCGGACCACCCCUGAUCUUAUUUCACUGGCCUGUCAUCUGGUCUUUGUUUGGCACUACACACCUUUCAACUGUUGAUGAAGAGAAUUGUUGUUGAAUGAGGUUUCCUGCCACUGCACUGUAUACUGAUCUGAAUGUUGUCUCCUCUUUUCGAACAGCAUUUACAAAAGCUAAAGACAACACUGCAGCAUCAGCAGAAUAAUGAAUGCACGUUUUAUGUUACCAACUGUUGUGUUACUGGUCAAAAAUACUUCAUAAAUCUAUCACAAUACACAAUUAUCACAGGAAGCUGUGUUGGACUAUUGCAAUGCCUUUCAGAAACCAAUAAAACUGUUUGAAACAGCA
This is a messenger RNA of Hippoglossus stenolepis (Pacific halibut), 4168 nucleotides long. It is a transcript of the gene vps11, whose product is annotated as VPS11 core subunit of CORVET and HOPS complexes. The coding region runs from base 55 to 2835 and encodes 926 amino acids. Gene Ontology annotation, cellular component: HOPS complex; endosome. The transcript has 16 exons. NCBI's taxonomy places the organism in Eukaryota, Metazoa, Chordata, Actinopteri, Pleuronectiformes, Pleuronectidae. The record is from RefSeq and is a predicted model, not a curated record. Gene Ontology annotation, biological process: vacuole organization; endosome organization; organelle fusion. Gene Ontology annotation, molecular function: protein-macromolecule adaptor activity; protein binding.